Messenger RNA from Asparagus officinalis (garden asparagus), 996 nucleotides. RefSeq names its product transmembrane protein 18. The record is from RefSeq and is a predicted model, not a curated record. Gene Ontology annotation, cellular component: nuclear membrane. The transcript is spliced from 5 exons. NCBI's taxonomy places the organism in Eukaryota, Viridiplantae, Streptophyta, Magnoliopsida, Asparagales, Asparagaceae.
AGAAAUGGCCGAAAGCUCCUUCGUCUCAUUUCGAAAAAUCACUUUUUUGACCCCUCUCUCUCUCUCUCUCUCUCUCUCUCAUCAGUGAAGAGAAACAAUGGAAGAUCUAAAGGCUGCACUCAACGAGCACGUGGAUCUCGUCUCCGAGCUAUUCGAGAAAUUCUCCGGCGAACUCCGCCGCGGGUUCCGCCCCGCCGUAAAACCCUAAUACUUUUUUUUUCUAGCUUCAUUACUCGAAUUUAAGGAACCCUGGCUGAUUUGCUUGGCGCUGUUUCACGUUACCCUGCUGAUGACAGCUUUCAUAUCAAGGAAAAAUGUCAACUUCCAAUUUUGUCUAUCCAUUUUGGCAUUUUCUGGUGUAUAUCUUGCUGAGAGGAUAAAUAGUUUUCUUGGGAAAAACUGGAAGAGCUUUGCGAGCCAGAAUUAUUUUGAUCCCCAUGGUCUAUUUAUAUCGGUCCUCUGGUCUGGCCCUCUUCUUUUGAUAUCUGUGGUCAUUGUGGUGAAUGCUUUAUUUACAUUGUGCCAACUUAUCGUAAAAUGGAAAAAGGCAGAGUUGAGACACCGGGCAAGGCUUUCUAACAGCAAGCAGGACUGAAGUUUCCUUCGCUUUAGAAAACCAGGAGGCAUGCUUUUAGCGACAAGAGGGAUGAGAAGAGAUGAUUGUACCAAUUCUUCUUGAGUUUUAGACAGUGACGGCCACACGAUUUUGUAAUGCCGGAUCCGCUGGGAAGUUGUUUUAGAAGUCGUGUGAAUUUCGAGGUAUAAUAUCUGACUGUGAUUCCGUUAUGGGGAAACUUGUUGGCAUAUUACUUGUUUUGGAGAUGUUUCGGAGUGGUGGUUCAUAAUUCUGGAUACAUUAUCAGCUGACUUUGGUUUAGGCCUCAUGUUUUGAUUGCCUUCUGCAUGUAGGCAAAGGGGAACACAAGAGCUAGCCAAUGUAUUGUAAGUUCACAACUUGCGUUGCACCUUAUAAUUAUAUGGCAUCAACAUUUAUCA